This is a messenger RNA of Quercus lobata, 2010 nucleotides long. RefSeq names its product receptor-like protein 8. Bases 244 to 1497 code for a protein of 417 amino acids. The record is from RefSeq and is a predicted model, not a curated record. Lineage: Eukaryota; Viridiplantae; Streptophyta; Magnoliopsida; Fagales; Fagaceae. Gene Ontology annotation, molecular function: protein binding. The transcript is spliced from 4 exons.
AGACAGCAUGAUGCGAACUACAAGGACUUAGUCCAAGUCAUCUCAAAUAAUGAAUUUAACAUUUUGCUUUUGGAAAAAGCACAAGAUAUGAUCCAAGAAAGUGGUAUGUGUAGUGGGUAUAUAUAGGAUGGUGGUGGUAGUGGUAUUUCAAUUCAAAACCUAUUUUGCUUGAAAGUAUAAAUUAGAGUUGAGCAAAAACUUUGUCAGUCUUAUAGUUAUAGAAAAUCAGAAAAAGAAAAAGUCAUGGAGUUGCUAAGAUGUUAUUGGCGGUGGCCGGUGGUGUUAGUUUUGGUUCAUUUUGGUAUGAAUGGGUGCUUUGGUUGCUGGGAGCAAGAGAGAAUUGCUCUCUUGCAAUUCAAAGCUUCCAUCAACCACGCUAGUGAACUUUAUGAAUUUUCUCUUUGGGACUCAGGCAAUAAAGUGAGUGAUUGCUGUGAGUGGGAAAGAGUUAAGUGCAACAUUACUACUAGGCGUGUAAUCCAACUUACUCUUGAUAUGACAUUGGGCUCUUGGAGUAGCGACGUUAGGGGACAUUGGUACUUUAAUGCCUCUAUGUUUCUUCCCUUUGAAGAGCUCCAAUACCUCGAUUUGAGUUAUAAUUCCAUUCCUGGAUGGAUCCCAAAUGAAGGUUUUGAAAGAUUCUCUGCGUUGAGCAAGCUGGAGGUGCUUCACUUGGAUUAUAAUAAUUUCAAUAACAGCAUUCUGCAAUCCUUUAGUGGUACUAUUGCUUCGCUCAAGGAACUAGAUCUGAGUUUCAACAAAUGGAAUGGAUCAAUCCACAUCCAAGUUAUGACUUCUCUUAAUAAAUUGGGAAUGCGCAGCUGUGAAUUGAAGGGAACCUUACCUACCCAGGACUGGUGUGACCUUAAGAAUCUCCAAGAGAUAGACCUUAGUGAAAAUAAAUUGGAAGGGAUACUGCCUUCGUGUAUGGUGAACUUCACAUCACUCAACAUAUUGGAUCUCUCUUAUAAUCACUUCAAUGGGAACAUUGUCCAGUCUCCACUAUCAAGUUUGUCAUCACUUGAGUACCUAUCUUUCUCAAAUAACAGCUUCUUCAUCCCAUCCACAUUCUCCUUCCUUUUCAACCUCUCCAAUCUUAAGAUCCUAUUAAGUGAUAACAAUAUAUUAGCUUUGGAACCUGACUCUCUUACUUUGAUUCCAACCUUCCAAUUAAAGGUUCUCAGUUUGUCAAAUUGCUCAAUCAACAUUCACAAUAGGACACCUCCCAGAUUUCUUCAUUAUCAAUAUGAUUUGCGAGUAAUUAAUCUCUCUCACAACAAGUUGGUUGGGCAAUUCCCUUAUUGGUUGAUAGAGAACAAUACAAGAUUGGAGAUUUUUAUUGUAAAUAAUAACUCUUUCAUGGGGCCUUUUAUGGUGCCAUAUGAUAUUCGUCCCAACAUGUUGAACAUAGAUAUUUCUGAUAAUUACUUACAUGGUCCAAUUCCCACAAACCUCGGUUUAAUUUUUCCAAAUUUAGAAUCUUUAAGAAUGUCAUGAAAUGAAUUUCAAGGCAAUAUUCCUUCUUCUUUUGGGAAUUUGGUUUUCUUACGGAGUCUAGACUUGUCUGAGAAUCAUUUCUCAGGAACCAUGCCAAUGCAUUUCAUAAUGGGUUGCUACAAUUUAGAAUAUCUCAUAUUAUCAAACAAUAGCUUCAGUGGCCAAAUAUUUCCUACCAAUUCUAGUUGGACUAAGCUAGAAACUUUACUUUUGGACAACAAUCACUUCUCAGGCACGCUUCCAACAUGGAUAGGGAACGUGACAUCUUUAGUAAAUAUUGUUAUGGCCAAAAAUCAUUUUGAAGGUCCUAUUCCAAUUGAGUUAUGCAAACUCGUUGACCUUACAAUUCUUGACAUUUCCGACAACAAUCUUUUUGGCUCUAUUCCAUCUUGCUUCAAUUUCUCAAGUAUCCUUUUUUUUCAAUUAAAUAAAAAUUGCUUGAGUGGUCCAAUUCCAAGUUCUUUCCAAAACAACUCCUAUUUACGUGUACUGAAUCUUCGAGAUAACCAUCUA